ACGCUGGAAGCUUGAUCCGCCUACUGACAUCAGUCAUGUGUGUACCACCUACCUGACCGGCCGGUCAUCUUGCGCCGAGACCUAAAAUCGUAUCUCAUUGCUAACUGAAGGUAGUUGCCAUGAUGCUAAGGCCGCAGCAUCGGUACUUAUCCCAUUCAAAAGUCUAUCCACUGGCCACUCAAUAGACUACUUUUUUGACGACUAAGGCCAGAACUUUACACGGCUAUCGUCGCAUCUUCGAGCUCGAGGGUGAUUAAGGUUGCGCUCUUCAGAUGCAUCUCAGAUCAGAUCUGUUUUGCGUUUGUCAGCGAUCGUACAAAAAUGACAGCAUCUCAAUCUUUGUGUAACCUGGACCACGACGCAUCAAUAACUUGUAUACAAAUAUCAUGGCCAGCGAGAGAACGAGGCUCCUGAGCGAGCCGACCCGGGGUAUUGAACCAGAGUCUCUGGUACCGCCGGGCAAACAGCCCGAGCAUGCGCGGCCAGGCCGAAUCUUGGCCUUCGAUCUGACUCGCGGCCUCAUCUGUUUGCUGAUGGCCAUUGAUCAUACAUUCUUCAUCUCGGGCAAGGAACAUCCAACUGAAUCGUAUGAAGUACACCCGGACAGGACGCAUCUUUAUCUCAGCAGCUGGUAUCACUAUGGUCUACGAUUUGUUACACACACCUGCGCGCCAGGCUUCAGUCUGCUCAUGGGUCUCGGCCUUGUCUACUUUGUUGAAGCACGCAUCAAGAAGGCACAAUGGACACUCGCAAAAACCUUUCGCAAUAUAGUCAUUCGCGGCCUGCUCUUUUUGUUGGUUGGAUUCGUGGCGACGUUACCUUGGGCGCGCGCCAUGAAGGUCUGGGUUCUCAUCGAUAUCAUCGCCACACUCGGAAUCGACUUUAUAAUCUGUGGUGGGCUGGUCAUUCUGUUUGCUGGAAUCGAGCAGCGCGUGCAGAAGCGUUGGGUCAGUCAUGCACUGACCUUCUCUUUGCUGGUUCUUGCUGUCCUUGGCGCGUGCACAACGAUAUGGGUUGCACCUGCGCCAGGACAGAAGGCCAGCUCCGCUGUUAAGAUUCUCUGGAUGACAGGCCCGAGUGACAAUGGCUACCUCCUUUCUCGCUUCCCUCCACUUUCUUGGCUCCCGCUUGUUCUGUACGGAGCCUUCUUUGCUCGUGUCAGCAAGCUUCUACCAGCCCGACGGACAGCUAGUUUCAGCUUCAUCUUGGCAAUGGCCAUGCUGCUCCUGUUCCUUGCAGUGCGGGUUCCUGGUUCUUGGGGCAACCUGACGCCCGUGAAGCCUUCGUGGUUUCGCAAAGGUGUUCGCGAGUUUCUUUGGACCGACAAGUACCCACCAGAUCUGCCGUACAUCACCUUGUUCAGCGCCAUCAUUCAUCUCUUCAUCACCUCGUUCAGUCUCCUUCCCGGCGAUUUCCCGGGACAAGUGACAGUGGCAGGCCGGACCAUCGCAGGAACAAACCAAGUCCUGCUCGAUAUCGGCACCAGUCCGUUCGUUUUUUACUUUGUACACAUGUACUCUCUCAAGCUCAUGGGCGUCGUGUUGCAGGCAUUAAACUUGACCAAGACACCUGAAGAAUUGGGUCCGGGAUACACUGGCCCUGGUAUCGGUAAUGGCUGGGGAUUUUGGGCGUUAUACCUCGUCUUGGUUGCUUGGAUGUGGUUUGUUUGUCGAUGGUACGGUCGCUUCAAGGCCAGCAAAAGUGUUGAUAGUCCUUGGCGUUACUUUUAGGAGGUAUUCAGGCAGUCAUUUGGUGUACAUGUACUGGUACAAUCAAUGGUCGUAGGGCAGUAAUUUGAGGUGGUCCUGUCAUGUGCUGGACCUAAGCUGCUCUGGCAAGACGACAUAGACCGUCACGAUGAUAGACGAGGUAUCGCUUCAUUUCGGAGAUAGACAAAAUGAAACAGCUGCAGACUGACAC
Protomyces lactucae-debilis is the source of this 1920-nucleotide messenger RNA. RefSeq lists its product as uncharacterized. The transcript has a single exon. Bases 387 to 1730 code for a protein of 447 amino acids. Lineage: Eukaryota; Fungi; Ascomycota; Taphrinomycetes; Taphrinales; Protomycetaceae. The record is from RefSeq and is a predicted model, not a curated record.